AGAAGUUCGCUACCGUUAUUUGUUACUUCGUUUGGAUGCGAUAGUGGCGGACAGACGCGCGUGUAGGUACCUAGGUAGGUAGGUAAGGUGAUGGCAAUGGGAUGAAAUGGGAUGGUAUUCUUGAUUAGGAGGCGAAAUUAUCGAAAAGGGCUGGGCCAUGGACCCUGGCCCAGAAUGGCAGUCUUGAUUUCGAUUUGCAGAUGUCGAUGGCGUUCGAGAUUUCUUUUUUAGCUUCGCGGAGCUGAUGCGUGAGUUGCGCUCCUGGGAUAUCUCAUGUUCAUGUGAUGAUGUAUUGGACGAGGCGUCUUCUAUAAAGACUCGUAUUGUCCGCCCGUUGUUGGAAUAGAAGAUCUCCAUAGGUACUCAUCAGAUAAUCGUACGGACAAGCAAAGUUGCCUUAUAUAUAUCUAUAUUUUAAUCAGAAGUCCUCGAGAGCUCCAUCUCUAUCCCCAACUUCAUCUAUACCCAAAUCCCAAAUCCAAACAAACUCACCCACGAUAUAAAACAAAAAGAACCCCCAAAAUGCGCACCUCAACCCUCCUCCCCAUCUUCGCCAGCCUCGCCGCCGCCGCACCCGCCGCACCCGCCGCAAACCCCCAACCCCAACUCCUCCUCCUCACGCGAGAAGACGCGCCGUCGCCCCCGCCCCGCAUCGUAUCGGUAUCCUACUCGGGCAGCGGGUGCCCGUCGGCCUCGCCGGCGGUCGACCGCACGGGCGGGUUCGACGACAUAUCGCUGCGGCUGAACUCGUUCGAGGCGCGCACCAGCACCACGUCCGGCGGAGCACCCGCCGACGCAUCCGUCAACUGCCAGGCCCACCUGUCCAUCGCCGGGUCCGCGGCCGGCUGGCAGGUCGGCGUCAAGGACGUGUAUGUUAAGGGCCAUCUGGUGCUCGACCCGGGCGCCGCGCUGGAUUAUUACGUUACGAGCUUUUGGAGCGAGGAUGCUGGGAAGACGGCCACGAUCAGGGGCUCCCUAGCCAACAGCGGCACCGGCCGCGUGAGCCAAGACGUUACGGCGCAUAGCACCGUUCCCGACGACCAGGUCGUGUACUCGCCCUGCACGAGCUCCAAGGGCGACGUCGGCCUGCUCAACGUCAACUUCCGCGUCGCUCUCCAGGCCGACGGCGCUCAGUACGGCUACUUCGGCAAGGACCCUGAUACUACUGCCUCUGAGAGCUGGAGCUACGUCUGGCGCCGGUGUUAACUAGAUUGUUUAUUCUUAUUUUUCUUCUUCUUC
Molecule: messenger RNA, 1239 nt
Organism: Daldinia vernicosa
Lineage: Eukaryota; Fungi; Ascomycota; Sordariomycetes; Xylariales; Hypoxylaceae
Exons: 2
Coding region: 523-1206 (227 amino acids)
Source: RefSeq, a predicted model, not a curated record